Messenger RNA from Pogoniulus pusillus (Red-fronted tinkerbird), 1074 nucleotides. Its product is annotated as G-protein coupled receptor 35-like. Gene Ontology annotation, molecular function: chemokine receptor activity. The coding region runs from base 75 to 1040 and encodes 321 amino acids. Gene Ontology annotation, biological process: positive regulation of Rho protein signal transduction; phospholipase C-activating G protein-coupled receptor signaling pathway; chemokine-mediated signaling pathway. The transcript has 2 exons. The record is from RefSeq and is a predicted model, not a curated record. Lineage: Eukaryota; Metazoa; Chordata; Aves; Piciformes; Lybiidae. Gene Ontology annotation, cellular component: plasma membrane.
GCCGCCUCGGCGCCGCAGCCUGUCUGAGGACUGAAUCCGCCUGAGCGCCCUGCGGGAGGAAGAGACAACCCAACAUGGAGAACUGCAGUGCCAACAACUUGCAGAGGAAUAACACUUUGAUAUUUCCCCUGAUUGUCUACGUCCCUGUGCUCUUCCUGGGGGUCCCACUGAACCUGAUCGCCUUCUGGGUCUUCUGCUGCAAGGUCAAGAGGUGGUCUGAGACCAGAGUCUACAUGAUCAACCUCACAGUUGCAGACAGUUGCCUUCUCUUUGCCAUCCCUUUCGUGAUGCAUUUUGUCAAGCACAACCACCCUAGAGACAAGCUGUGCUUGUUCAUACACAGCAUAUAUUUUACCAACAUGCCCAUGAGCAUCUUCAUCAUCACCCUGAUUGCAGUCGAUAGAUACAUUGCGAUCAAGUUCCCCCUGAAAGCAAAGAUCCUUCGCUCGCCGCUGAAAGCAGCUUCUGCCUGUGGGUUUCUUUGGAUACUGCUGACAGUUAAUGCCCAGCUGCAGCCACGCUUUAAUGGAUUAUCAAAGGAUUUGUGCUUUGGCAAACAAUCUCUUCAACCUAGUUAUUCUAUGGUACUCUCCAGUGUCUUGGGGUAUUUCAUUCCCUUAGGGAUUGUGGUUUUUUGCUCAGUACAAGUCAUCAAAUGUCUCAAAAAGAAGGUUGACAGUGGUUCCCAUGAGAGAAAGUUGAUCCAGAAAGCAAUCUACAUUGUUUCUGUGAAUUUGUGUGUGUUCAUCAUCUGCUUUUCACCUCUCUACAUCACAAUGACCUUGCGUUUUGUAGUGGAUCUUGUUGGAGCUUGCUCUCUGCUCUCAGCAGUUAACUUAUCUAUGCAAGUGUCUUCCUGCCUUGCAAACUGUAACUGCUGUUUGGAUGCAUUUUGCUAUUACUUUGCAGCCAAGGAAUUUCAGGAAUUUUCUUCUCUGUUCCCUACUUGUCGAUCAGUGAGGUCCAAGAUGAACCAAAGACAAGAGUCACAGUCACCCAAAGGUCAAGUCAUGACACAAAAAAGCUGUGGUACUCCAUAGGGGUUAGGAGCCACAGUGGUGCUGAAGUUUUGAG